AUGUGCAGCACCUUGGGGCUGGCCCUGCUGGCUCUGGUGGGCGCUGUGGCCCCGAGCCAGGCCAGCGGCUUCACAGAAAAGGGCCUCUCCCUGUUGGGCUACCAGCUGUGUGACUACCGCGUGACCCGCAGUGUGCAGAGAGUGCAGGCCGUGCAGACGUCCCGCGUGACCUACAUCGCCUGCGGGGGCUGGAUCCCGUGGAGGCGGUGCCCCAAGACCGUUUACAGGACCCAGUACGAGGUGGUGGAAGUCCCCGAGCCCAGGAACGUGACCGACUGCUGUGCCGGCUACGAGCAGCUCGGCCUCUACUGCGUCCUGCCCCUGAAUCGGUCUGGGGAGUUUGCAGCGAGACCUGGGGCCUGCCCGACGGCAGGGCCUGCUCCGUCCAGCCUCACGUGCAGCGUGGACUCCGACUGCCCCGGGCUUCAGAAAUGCUGCCCCCGGUCAGGGGGGCGCCGCUGCCUGGUCCCCACACCCCCAGCUCCAGCGAGGACCUCGGGGAGCUUCUGGUACAAUGUCACCGUGCUGGUGAAAAUGGACUUCCAGGACCUGGAGCAAGUGGACCCCAGGCUCCUGAACCACAUGCGCCUCCUGCACUCCCUGGUCACCAGUGCGCUGCAGCCGCUGGGCUCCACCGUGCACCACCUGCACUCGGCCGGCGGGGACACCUCCACCACAGUGUCGCGGCUACUGCUGGGCCUGCCGCGGCUGUUGCCCGUGGCCAACGUCUCUGCCACGCUGGACGAUGUCGUGAGAAGGGUCUAUGAAGUGAUCCGCAUCCAGGUGCAAGAUGUCAACGAAUGUUUCUACGAUGCCCUCAACGCCUGCCCUGCAGGGGAACCGUGUGCAAACCUGGAGGGCUCCUACCGGUGCGUCCGUGCUCAGGAGUCUCCAGCCUUGGCAUCCCAGGAGCUGGACCACACGAGUGACGAUUGUCCUCCAAUCCGUGACUACAUGGUCCUCAACGUCACCAGCAGCAGUUUCCGCGUGUCCUGGAGUGUCAAUGCCAGCUGGAGCCGCACUUUCCACGUCCAGGUGUUCAGGGGUGAGGAGCUGCUCCGGAGCGCCGGGACUGAGGGCCGGGCCCUGGCGGUGGCCGGGCUGGAGGCUGGAGUGCUGCACAGGGUGAAGACCAGCUACCAGGGCUGCGGGGCCAACGUCUCCGCCGUACUGACCGUCAAAACUGAUGCCCGAGUGUUUGAAGUCACAAUUAGGAUCCUAAACCGCAACUUGACAGAGGAGUUACUCAACCGCAGCAGUGUGGAGUACCAGGACUUCGCUAGACAACUGCUGCGCGAGGUCGAGAACUCCUUCCCCACGGCAGUUGCUGACCUGCACCGAAGUGGGAAGCUGAGGAUGCAGAUUGUGUCUCUCUGGGCGGGGAGCGUGGUUGUGAGGCUCAGACUCACGGUGCAGGACCCUGAGUUUCCGGUGGGCAUCUCCACACUGUCCCCCAUGCUCCGGCCCCUGCUGGCAAGCACAGUGUUCCAGAUCGACCCGCGGGGGACACGCGUGCAAGACUGGGACGAGUGUGCGGACAGCUCGGAGCACGACUGCUCGCCGGCCGCCCGCUGCAUCAACCUCGAGGGCUCCUACACCUGCCAGUGCCACACGGCCAGGGACGCCAACCCUGCCCGGGCCGGCCGGGCCUGUGAGGGUGACGUGGUGAGCCCCCCAGACAGUGUGCUGACUUUGGCAACGGCUCCCAGCACGGGAGCAACAGCCCUCGGCCCGGAGACCUCCCCCUUGUCACCCAGCCCCAUGCUCCUGCGGGGCACCUCGGCAGCAGGCCAGGCCCAGACCCCAGGGCCCCCGGCCAGGAGAGGGGGCAGUGGCACCGUCGGGAACUACAGGAACAGCACAGGGCAAGGAGUGGAGGAGGAGUUACUGGGAAACUCCAGCACGGAGCCCCCCUCCUGGCCCAGCCCUGCCGAGGGCCCCACCGGCCACGUCGUGUGGCACGCCAGCCUGCCCACGUGGGAGACACUUCUGAACUCCACGUGGCUGCGGAACGAGGAUCCUGGACGUUCUCGCCCUGCAGACCUGCCAUCAGCCCCCACGUCUCUGAAGCCCCCCGCCUGUGGUCCUGUCUCCAUCGGGAGGAUAACGGUCUCCAACGUGACCAGCACGGGCUUCCACCUGGCGUGGGCGGCGGGUCUCACCCCGCGCCCCGCUUUCCAGAUCCUCCUGACUUCCACGCGGGGCCCCGAGGUCGGCCUGGAGACCCGGGACACGAGUGUGACGCUGUCGGGGCUGGAGCCCGGCGUCCUGCACCUGGUGGAGAUAGUGGCCACGGCGUGCGGGCAGGAAGGUGCCAGAGCACACCUGAAAGUGCGGACAGCGGCCCAGAAACUCAGCGGACAGGUCAGAAUCGCAAACGUGCGGUACCUGGACUCCUUCCGCAACACAAGCAGCCAGGAGUAUCGAGACUUCCUAGAACUCUUCUUCAGGAUGGUGCGGGACUCCUUGCCAGACACGCUGCUCCAGCAGGUGGACGCCGGCGGCAUCAGAGUGGAGGUUGCCCGCGUCGCCAACGGCAGCGUGGUGGUGGAGUUUCACUUGCUGAUCAUCGCGGACGUGGAUGUCCGGGAGGUGUCCGCCGCGUUCCUUGCGGCCUUACGGAACGCGACUCUGCUGGAGGUGGUCAGAGGCGACACCUUCAUAUGGGAUUACGAUGAGUGUGAGAGGAAGGAGGACGACUGUGUGCCGGGGACGUCCUGUCAGAACACCCUCGGGUCCUUCACUUGCCGCUGUGAGGGCAGAGCCCCUGAUUUCCAUGUGGAAUAUUCUGGAAGACCCUGUGAAGGUGUCUCUCCUGGCAGUGCAACCUGGGCCCCCGGCCCAGAGCAGACCCCAAGCCCUGCAGGAACCAGGGCUGCCCUUGUGCAAGGUGCCAGCCCCACCCCCCGGGUCCUGCCCCAGCGGCUGAACCUGACCGGGGCGGUCAGGGUGCUCUGCGAGAUCGAGAAGGUGGCCAUCACCAUCCAGAAGCGCUUCCUGCAGCAGGAAUCCAUCCCUGAGUCCUCCCUGUACCUGGGACACCCCUCCUGCAACGUCAGCGACAGCAACAGCACGCACGUGCUCCUGGUGGCCGGCUGGAGCGAGUGCGGAACCGUCGUGCAAAGCAACAUGACGAGCACGGUGGUGAGGACCACGCUGCGGAACGACCAGUCCCCGGAGGUAGUCAUGCACUCGCUGAAGAUCCUCAGCCCCAUCCGCUGCGCCUUCCAGAACGACCUGCUGGCGUCCUCGGGCUACACCCCGCAGUGGGGGGUCUACACCAUCAUCGAGGACCUCCACGGCGCUGGAAGUUUUGUCACCGAAAUGCAGUUAUUUAUUGGAGAUUCUCCCAUACCUCAAAAUUACAGCGUGUCCGCCAGCGACGACGUCAAGAUCGAAGUCGGGCUCUACAGGCAGAAAAGUGGCCUCAAGGUGGUCCUGACCGAGUGCUGGGCCACCCCCUCCAGCAACGCCAGGGACCCGGUCACCUUCGGAUUCAUCAACAACAGCUGCCCUGUUCCUAACACGUACACCAGCGUCAUCGAGAACGGCAACUCCAACAAGGCCCAGUUUAAGCUGAAAAUCUUUUCCUUUAUCAACAACUCCAUCGUCUACCUGCACUGCAAACUGCGCGUCUGCAUGGAGUCCCCGGGGACCACCUGCAAAAUAGAUUGCAAUGAUUUUCGGCUCCUGAAAAGUAGUGACAACUCUGCUACACACCAGACAUCCUGGGGACCCCUCCUUCGGUCCGAAGGUGAGUCUCCAGGUGCGGAGCCAGGCCUGGGCGUUGGCUAUGUCAUCUUCAUUGCGGUGGCCGUCCUCGUCCUGGUGGCAGGGGCAGCUGCCCUUCUGAUCCUGCACUACCGAAGAAUGAACGGAAAAUACAACUUCAAAAUCCAGUCCGACAACUUCAGCUACCGAGUGUUCUCCGAAUGA
Lemur catta (Ring-tailed lemur) is the source of this 3936-nucleotide messenger RNA. RefSeq names its product uromodulin like 1 (gene UMODL1). Gene Ontology annotation, molecular function: protein binding; calcium ion binding; peptidase inhibitor activity. The transcript has 22 exons. The record is from RefSeq and is a predicted model, not a curated record. Lineage: Eukaryota; Metazoa; Chordata; Mammalia; Primates; Lemuridae. Gene Ontology annotation, cellular component: cell surface; extracellular region. The coding region runs from base 1 to 3936 and encodes 1311 amino acids.